Messenger RNA from Oncorhynchus gorbuscha (pink salmon), 1171 nucleotides. RefSeq names its product enoyl-CoA delta isomerase 1, mitochondrial-like. Gene Ontology annotation, biological process: fatty acid beta-oxidation. Gene Ontology annotation, cellular component: mitochondrion. The record is from RefSeq and is a predicted model, not a curated record. The coding region runs from base 111 to 1022 and encodes 303 amino acids. NCBI's taxonomy places the organism in Eukaryota, Metazoa, Chordata, Actinopteri, Salmoniformes, Salmonidae. Gene Ontology annotation, molecular function: enoyl-CoA hydratase activity. The transcript is spliced from 7 exons.
AAUCAGAUGCCAAUACUGAGAUGUUGGCCCCGCCUCCUCUGUAAUCUCCUCCUCCAGAGCAGCCCAGCCGCAGUGUGUGCAGCCUGUUUGUGUCAACUUGACGGGUCGAGAUGGCAAAUGUGUUGAGAAAUUCCGCAAAAUUCGGGUUUUCAGGUGUGUUGUCCCAGUUGUCCAACCACAGUAGACAUGGGAGAGAGUGUGUGUCGCCGUGCUUCUCUCUGCAGCAGAGAAACAGCUCUACCUCACCUAAGAUCAAGGUGGACCUGGACAACAGUACAGGUGUAGCUGUGUUGAGGAUGCAGAGCCCCCCUGUCAACAGUCUGAGUCUGGACUUCCUCACUGAGUUCUGUAUCAAUCUGGAGAAACUAGAGAUGGAUAAGAGUUGUAGAGGUCUGAUCAUCACCUCGACCCUCUCCAAGGUGUUCUCUGCGGGGCUAGACAUCAUGGAGAUGUAUGGGAAAAGUCCGGAGCGCUGUGGAGAGUUCUGGAAGGCUGUUCAGGAGAUGUGGCUCAAACUCUACGGAUCCAACAUGGCCACCAUAGCUGCCAUCAACGGCUCUAGUCCAGCAGGUGGCUGUCUCAUGUCUAUAGGAUGUGACUACAGGAUCAUGGCUGAUAAUCCUCGCUACAGCAUCGGACUCAACGAGACUCAGCUCGGCAUCGUAGCUCCCUUCUGGUUUAAAGACACGCUUGUGAACACGGUUGGUAACCGGGCAGCAGAGCUGUCGUUGGAGCUGGGUCUGUUGUACAGCGCUCCUGAUGCCCUGAAGAUCGGCCUGGUGGACCAGUUAGUUCCUGAGGACCAGGUCCUCUCCACUGCACAGGACACCAUGUCCAAGUGGUUGGCUGUACCAGACCAUGCCAGACAGAUCACCAAGUCCAUGAUGAGGAAACAGACCAUUGACAAGCUGCUGUCCAACAGGGAAGCUGACAUCACCAACUUUGUGAGCUUCAUCACUAAAGACUCCAUCCAGAGGUCCCUCCGCAUGUACCUGGAGAUGCUCAAGAGUAGAAAGGCCUAGUCUGGGGCCCGAACGGCUCCCCCAUUCCCUCUAUAGUGCCCUCAGUCCUAUAGGCCCUGGUCAAAAGUAGUGCCCUCAGUCCUAUAGGUCCUGGUCUAAAGUAGUGCCCUCAGUCCUAUAGACCCUGGUCUAAAGUAGUGCCCUUAGUC